AUGUCGUGGUUUAAGCAGGUGAACAAUUUGCUGGAAAAACUUGACGAUCAAGUUGAGAAUGUUCGCGACGUUUUGGUCGAGCAGCAAGAAGACUACUUUGGAACCGACGAAUCUGACGACGAGGACGAUGAGGAAUCGGGCGACGAGGAAGAUGAGGACGAGGACGAUGAUGAUGACUUGGAGGAAGAAGAAGAAGAAAUAGACUUGAUGACACCAGAGGAGACACAAGGCCAAGAAUCCUUGUUCCCACAAACUCCAACGGCACUCGAAGCCACUGCGACAACUCCAAUAGCCAAGCCUCCCGCUGUGCCACCACCAGCAGUCCAACCGACAGAACCGACUUCAAACACUGGCGAUCCUUCAAAGGCCUCACCGGCUUCAUCAACCAAGAAGCAAGAUACGGUUGUGCCUGCCGAUACGAAGGCAAAGCAACUCGCAACACCAAAACAACCAUCUGCAGUCGCAAAGCAACAACCUGCAUCACCGGCCGUCACCCAAAUGAUUCCAUCUACCAAACAAUCCGCUGAUCUCACACAAAAGACUCCCACACCUACUAGCAGCAAAACAGUCGCCAAAGCAGCAGAAAAGACUCCACCCCCAAAGCAGCAACCCUCACCCGCGAAGAAGUCCCAACCCAGCCCAGCUGGGAAAGCAACUGCUAGUACACAGUCAAAGCCAGCGCCCAAGAAUCCAGAACAACCAUUACCAAAAUCCAAAGCACCACCUCCUCCACCCAAACCACAGCAAGUUCCGUCCAAAAAGCAACCACAACCACAACAGCCAAGACCUCCGCCCAAAAAGGCACCCGGCAGUAGUGGAAGCGUCAACACCAACAACAAACAACAGGUACUGGCAGAAAUGAGACAAUUGCGAAAGCAGGUACUGUCGCUACAACAAGAAUUGAAUGCCGCCAACAAGGAAAUCAAGGCACAACAAAAAGAAUUGAACAGCGCCGCAACCAUUGUGGAACGAGAACGACAAGAACUCAAAGAAGAAAAGGAAGAUAUGAAAGAAGAUUUCGAAGAAGAAAUGGAAAACUUAAAGAUGGCACACCAGGAUACCAUUGCCAACUUGAAAGCGGCACACAAGAAACAAUUACUCGCCGUCCAAGAACAGCUGUCGCAUGAAAGAGCCGAACGACAACAGGAAGGUGGCGAUCUCAGUCAGGAUUUGGAAGAAACAUUGCAACGAGAACGGGAUGCCUUGAAACAAGUCGUCACGUUGAAGGAAGCCAAGGCAAACUUAGAGGGAAGGGUGGAAAAGUUGACUAUGCAGCAAGAAUCCUUACAAGAAAAGUUAGAUACUGCACUGGAUGCCCAGAAAACGGCCGCAGAACGACAACAACAAGCCGAACAUAGCCUGGAUGAUACCCUCGAACAACACAAGAGACAAUUGAAACAACGGCAAAUUCGAGAAGCCGAACUGGAACGGACCAUUGCCGAAAUGGGGGCGGCACUGACAGUAGCAUCUUCUGCUGCGAAUACUACAACCGCAGUCCCGGCAAAUGGAAGUGGCGUGCCAGCGUCGUUUCCAGAGGAAGAUGACAAAGCAGCCGCGGCCUUGUUCAAGGAAAAAUGGGAGGUUGCCGUGGAAGAACUGGAAACGACCAAGACACAGCUCAGAUUGGAGAGUCAACGUUCGGAAGCACUGCGGCGAGAGCUCGGCGAAAUGAAUCAGGAACGGACUCUGGAAGCCAAGACAUAUCAAGAACGUCAGCGCGAGUACGAUCAAAAAUUGGCAGAACAAUCCAGCACGAUUUCACGGUUAGAGAAAACAAUCCAUGACUUGAACCUCGAUGACGUGCCAGGUGCCAACAAUGAGGAUACCCCCAGCACUGCCACCGUACAACGACUGCAACGGCAAUUGGAAGAAUGUAAGACGCAAACGAAGCGACUGUCCGAGCAAUUGUUACGGCAGCAAGGAAUGUCCGACGUUCACAAAUCGGAAAUCAUGGCUCUCAAGGGGCGCCUGAAAGCAGCAAAUGCUCGUGCCGAUGAAGCUGAAAAGACGGCAUUUCAGCCACCAGCCGACAAUACACGUAACUACGAAUCAGAAGGUGGCGGCGGCUAUGGUGGAGGUUUCCAAAUGAGACGACGCGUCAAAGGUCGAGGCUACGGCGGUCGCAACAGCGUGACUGUUCGUUCCAUUCGCGCAGCGCUGAACAUGGGACCAGGAAGCUCCAUGGAAGAUCUUGGAAAGACAAUUGACGCGGUGGAUUCUUGGAUGAUUGACACGGGCACUGUCCUGCGACAUGAACCCUUGGCCAGAUUAGCCUUGUUGUGUUACUUUGUCCUGAUCCAUCUUUGGUGUUUUGGGCUGGUUGCAUUCCAUGUCUCAGAGCCAUCCGCUGCGGUUGGCCCCAUGGCGAUGGGACACCACGGGGGCGGCUUACGAUCAGCUCUUCGAGGAGCUGCUGCCAACCCUGGUGCUGCUCUAGAAACUGGGAACAAUUAG
Messenger RNA from Seminavis robusta, 2454 nucleotides. NCBI's taxonomy places the organism in Eukaryota, Bacillariophyta, Bacillariophyceae, Naviculales, Naviculaceae. The record is from the annotation of a GenBank genome assembly.